Molecule: messenger RNA, 960 nt
Organism: Arachis ipaensis
Lineage: Eukaryota; Viridiplantae; Streptophyta; Magnoliopsida; Fabales; Fabaceae
Product: protein GAMETE EXPRESSED 2-like
Biological process (GO): actin cytoskeleton organization; pollen sperm cell differentiation
Molecular function (GO): actin filament binding
Source: RefSeq, a predicted model, not a curated record
AUGGCGGUUUGUCCAAUUGGUGGAGGCCUUGCAGUUGAUCUUUUUCUAUUCCUGCAACUCCUUUUAGCAACUUCUGGGUUGGGAUUUGGUUCAGAUGUGACGUCCUCCGCUGUCGCCGCCGCCGCGGCUCGCGUCGCACGAGCUCCCUCCAUCGCCCUCAUCGCGUUCGCUCCCUUCGUUGCCAUCGUCUCUCUCCGCCGUGCUCUUGUCUUACGAGCUCCUUCCGCCGCCGCUCUUGUUGCUACUUCUUCUCUCCUCGCCGGAGGUUUGUCAUCAUCUCUUCUCGUCGCCGUUAGUUCAGGUUAUGGUAUGGAGAAUUAUAUUUUUGCAUCAAUUUGGUGUCUAUGGAUUGCAACAAGUAGCAAGAUAUUUAGAGACAAAAUGGUUAACAGGAGGGAAAGCUCUAUAGCUAUGAGUGCCUUCCAUGUAGAUUACACACCUGAGAAAAAAGGUUUUUAUGAUAUACAUGUAUAUUGUGGAAAUGUCUUAUUGAAUAAGGGUCAUACACUCAGAAAAGAAGUAAAAGCAGGUGAAGUUAAUGGUUCCUUAUCAAAUGUGGUCAAGUUUUCUUCUAAGGUGGCAAAGAUGUCAGAAAAUGAAAUACUAGUGCAGCUUAUGGAUUCAUUUGCAAACCCUGUUCUUGCACAACAAUCAAGGUUGAAGUUGGAGACUACUUCAGCUAACAAAUCCCUUUUUCAAACUUUGGACAUUAAGGAUAACAAGGAUGGUUCAUACAAUUGUAGCUAUAUGGCUAAAGAUGUUGGAACUUAUGAGAUUUGUGCUUCCUUUGAUGGCAAGGAUAUUCUGCCAUGUCCCUUCAGUAUCAAUGUGUAUAGCAGUGAGUAUUUUCCCAAAGCCAACAAUGAUAUAGUAUCUGUUUGGGAGGAUCAAUCAAUUGCCAUUGAUGCUUUAGCAAAUGAUUACUUUGCUGGUGAUAAUGCAACUAUAGUUCAAUUCUGA